CUUUAAAUCUUUCUGAAACUUUCUCUCUCAUCACUUCAUCGGUUCCUCAAGAUCGAGAGAGAGAAAGAGAGAGGGAGGAGAGAAAGAAAAAAAGAAAUACUAGAAAAGAGAAGCUAGCUAGCCGGCCACCCCCAAGGCCCCAACUCUCUUCUCCCCACCAAUUCUCAAUUUCCCCUCCUCAAAUCCGCCCGCAUUUCCGACCCCCGCAGAUCUGGGAUCCGCCGCGGCCGGAUCCGCCGCCGCCCGCGACGCCUCGAGAUUCGCGUGAUCCCGCCACCAAGCCGCCAAGUUGGCGCCGCAGCGGAGGUCGCAGCGCCUCGCCGGCGGCGGCGCGGGCUCCGCCGCCGCCUCGGCGCAGCCGCCAGGGGGCGCCGGUCAAGCCGCGAUGGGGGACUCGGAAGACGCCGUCAUGGCGCGGUGGCUGCAGUCCGCGGGGCUGCAGCACCUCGCGGCGUCCUCCGCCGCCUCCGCCGGCGGCGGCGACUACCGUGGCGGCAUGGCCGGACUUGGGGGCGCAGGCGCGGGAGGCAUGCUGCCGAGCCUGCUCAUGCAGGGCUAUGGGCCACAAUCCAUUGAAGAAAAACAAAGGCUUUAUACGCUGCUAAGAAGCCUGAAUUUUAACGGAGAGUCUGCACCUGCAUCAAUCUCUGAGCCCUACACACCAACCGCUCAGAGCUUUGUUGGUGGGAACUCUGUAGAGGGGUUUUAUUCACCUGAGCUUAGAGGUGAACUUGGAGCUGGCCUUCUGGACCUUCAUGCUAUGGAUGACACUGAGCUUUUGUCCGAGGAUGUAGUAUCAGAGCCAUUUGAGCCUUCGCCAUUUAUGCCGAAGGAAAUUGAUGAUGAUGAGGAUGAUGUGAUAUCAGGGAGCCAGCAUGUCCCAGCAGAUAAUUAUGGUGUGGUGACCAGUGAAAAGGAGAGCACCACCAGAGAAAAUAAUGUGGCAAAGAUUAAAGUAGUGGUAAGAAAGAGACCUCUGAACAGAAAGGAGCUAUCUCGAAAGGAAGAAGACAUCAUAAGCGUGCAUGAUUCAUCAUCUUUGACAGUUUAUGAGCCUAAGCUAAAGGUGGACUUGACAGCUUACGUGGAGAAGCAUGAAUUUUUUUUUGAUGCUGUCCUGGAUGAGCAGGUUUCUAAUGAUGAGGUGUACCGUGAGACAGUUGAGCCCAUAAUUCCAAUUAUAUUUCAGAGAACGAAAGCAACAUGUUUUGCUUAUGGCCAAACAGGCAGUGGCAAGACAUAUACGAUGCAACCUUUGCCUCUGAGAGCUGCGCAAGAAAUGGUUCGUCUUUUGCAUCAACCUGUCUAUCGGAAUCAAAAUUUCAAGUUGUGGCUUAGCUACUUUGAGAUAUAUGGUGGGAAGCUCUUUGAUCUUCUAUCUGACAGAAGGCAACUACUAAUGAGGGAAGAUGGCAAAAAACAAGUUUGCAUUGUUGGUCUACAGGAAUUUGAGGUUUCGGAUGUCCAGAUUGUCAAGGAAUAUAUUGAAAGAGGAAAUACAGCGAGGAGCACAGGAUCUACAGGGGCCAAUGAAGAAUCAUCUAGGUCGCAUGCUAUUCUGCAACUGGCUGUGAAGAAGCACAUCAUAGUAACUGAUAGCAGGAGACACAGAGAUCGCGAUGCGAAUGAAUCUAAAAAUACAAAGGCUGUGGGUAAAAUAUCAUUUAUUGAUCUUGCUGGAAGUGAGCGUGGUGCCGAUACAACGGACAAUGAUAGGCAAACAAGGAUUGAGGGAGCGGAGAUAAAUAAGAGUCUGCUAGCUCUCAAGGAAUGCAUUCGAGCUCUUGACAAUGAUCAGAUACACAUUCCUUUCAGAGGAAGCAAGCUUACUGAGGUUCUUCGUGACUCGUUUGUUGGUAACUCUAGGACGGUGAUGAUUUCUUGCAUUUCUCCAAAUGCAGGUUCAUGUGAACACACACUAAAUACCUUGAGAUAUGCUGAUAGGGUCAAAAGUCUUUCGAAGGGUGGAAACACAAGAAAAGAGCAAUCCACAGGACCAACUACAGCUUCUAGCAGGGAGUCUUCAUCAGCUCCAUCAUAUCCUUUAUCCGCUGAAACUGAAGAAAUCCCUAACCAGAUUCAAGAAAAGAGACCGGUUGAUACUUAUAGGAAGGGCGUUGAAAAUUUUACCUCCAACUCUUCUGUGGAGCCUGAUAGAAAUUCCUUUAGUGAGAUUCCAAGUUAUUCUAAUAGAGGGAGAGAAGACAAUGGUGCAGCAUCUGGUUUCAAUGACAGAGAGAGGUUCGAUUUGAAGUCCAGCCAAACUGCUUACACUAGUAAAGCACAGUUGGUUCAGAAUUCAGCAAACACACAAGAAGAGGAGAAAGUCACAAAAGUCUCGCCUCCUCGGAGAAAGGCUUAUAGAGAAGACAAAUCUGACAGGCAAAGUAAUUACACAAAAAAGGAUAAUGGGCCUGAGAUAGGUCGGGCUGGGUAUAAGGUGCAGCAGGCGAAGCAGCUGCAACAGCAGCAAAGGCCACCAUCUGCUUCAGCUUCACAGGCUUCAUCAAGGCAAUCUGAAAAGGAAAGUUCUUGUGAUGAUGUGGAAAUCGACGCAAUUCUUGAGGAAGAGGAGGCCCUCAUAGCAGCUCACAGGAAGGAAAUCGAGAAUACUAUGGAGAUCGUGCGGGAAGAGAUGAACCUUUUGGCAGAAGUUGACCAACCAGGUAGCCUUAUUGACAAUUACGUGACACAACUGAGCUUUCUGCUGUCGCACAGCUGCGGGCUUGGUCAGCCUCCAAGCACGCCUGGCACGGUUCCAGCAUCGCCUCAAAGAGCAGGAGAUCCUUAGCCGUAAGAAAUCAUCCAGAUAGUUUCAUCAUCAGUGGCUUUGGCCCUUUGCCUGUUCUUUUGAUUGAGCUCAACCGUGGUCUGUUAGAGGUUUUCCUCUUGUGCGUUCCUGUAAUGUUGGAUGAAAGCAAGGUGCUGAAAGAAGACACAAGAGUAGCCUCGGGGCAGGGUGUGAUACCGGGUUGGUAUCAUCUGGACACUUGGUUUGUCUAAUGGUCCUUUUUAUGGUGGGGCUGCUUGGGCGUGUUUUUUUGGCAGAUGCAUGGCUUGCCCUCUUUGCCUUUUUUCCUUCUUUUGUAUGAGGAGAAGAAAUGACUUUGUUUGCAGAUAUCAGUGGGUUUAUUUUCACGGUGGCACUUUUAUGAACAUAGAUACAAUGUUGUAUAUUCAUUACUGAUAUUAUUUGCAUUGAGAAAGGAAAAGGGUGUGUGUAUGGUGAAGGACUUGGAAUUAUUUGACCCCCAAUUGAGUCAGUUUACAUGAAUGAUUCGUAUGA
Phragmites australis (common reed) is the source of this 3286-nucleotide messenger RNA. RefSeq names its product kinesin-like protein KIN-13A. Gene Ontology annotation, molecular function: microtubule motor activity; microtubule binding; ATP binding. Gene Ontology annotation, biological process: microtubule-based movement. NCBI's taxonomy places the organism in Eukaryota, Viridiplantae, Streptophyta, Magnoliopsida, Poales, Poaceae. The record is from RefSeq and is a predicted model, not a curated record.